Molecule: messenger RNA, 1547 nt
Organism: Megalobrama amblycephala (Wuchang bream)
Lineage: Eukaryota; Metazoa; Chordata; Actinopteri; Cypriniformes; Xenocyprididae
Product: B-cell receptor CD22-like
Exons: 8
Coding region: 39-1469 (476 amino acids)
Source: RefSeq, a predicted model, not a curated record
GAGUUAAAACAGUCAGUCAUUUGGUUGCUGUUGAUCUGAUGAGCUUCAACACGAUAUAUUUGAUGCUGAUGUUGGUCAGAAUGGCUCCUGCUCUUCCUCUGAUCUUUCUGCUCAUGAUUCACAGGGUUUCUAGUGCAGGUUGGGGUGUGAGUUACAGUCCUUCACACAUCUGUGCACUAAAGGACUCAUCAGUGAUAAUGAGCUGCACUUAUACAUACCCUACUGGAUAUAAGAUCGAGAAAGUGUUCUGGUUCAAAGGCCCAUUACAAGAGUGUGUAGAGCUUCCAGAUCUGUCUAAUGACACUGAAUAUAGUCAGAGGCUUCAGUAUCUGGGAGAUAAACAGCAGAACUGCACCAUCAGACUGAGUCAUGUGACACUGAAGGAUUCACACAUGUACUAUUUCAGAUUCAUCACUGAUAAAGACAAAUGGAUUGGUAAACCAGGAGUGUCUCUUAAUGUCACAGAUCUUCAGGUGGAGUCUCCUGAGAGAGUGACAGAGGGAGAUUCAGUCCGUCUGACAUGUAAAAGCAGCUGCACUCUGACUGACAGAGCAACAUUCAUCUGGUACAGAAACUCACAGCCAUUAACUGAGAGAAGAGACAGAAACAAUGAACUCCUGCUGCAGUCAGUCAGAAGAGAGGAUGCAGGCAGAUAUAGCUGUGCUGUACACGGACACAAUCACAUCUCUCCUGCUGUUCAGCUCAAUGUCACAUGUGAGUACAGAUUCAGUUGUUCUUUUUAUGUAUUGAGUUUAUGUUUGGAAAUACACUUUCAUUUGUCUAUUUUAGAUGUCUCAGUGUUGAUAACUGGAUCUGGUGAAAUAGUGUCAGGAGAUUCAGUGACUCUGAUCUGCAGCAGUGAUUCAAACCCUCCUGCUCUGAACUUCAGCUGGUUUAAGGAGAAUGAAAGCUCAGCUGUUGGAUCUGGACAGAGUUUCAGUGCACUACAGAGUGGACGCUUCUACUGUCAGGCUCACAAUCAACAUGGAUCUCAGAGAUCAGACGCUGUAACUGUCACAGUUCAUCAUGGUGCUGGUAGGAAUGUGAUUGUGAUCGCAGCGACAUCUGGAGGAUUAUUCUUCAUCAUCAUCAUCAUCUUGUUUAUAAUGAGGAAACGAAGGGAUGGUCAAACUGAAGAUCUCACAGUGAAACAGAAUGAUCUCUAUUCUGACGCGUCACAGAGAGUUUCAGUCCAUGACGAGCCUCUUUCUGAACCGGAUUCAGCCAAUGACGCUCCGUAUGCCAGUGUGAAACCAAAGAGAUUCAGAGGAAAAACUCCUGAAUCCAGAGAGAGUGAGGAGAUCCACUACGCAACUGUCCAAUAUCACAGAAAGAAAGAGACGAAGAGAGAAGAGGAGAAUGAAAACCAGUACGACGAUAUAAGAGUUCAUCAGUCCAAUGCUGCCGUGAGACCAUCAGCUGUUCAAACUAUGGAAGAGCCUUCAAUGAUCUACAGCAGUGUCAAAUGAGUGACAGACUGUAUUAUGUUGCAUUGUGUGUUUUAUAAAGCCUUUCCACUUCAUGUUUUACUUUGUAUGUACGGCUAA